AGUCGAGACCGAGCUCAUCCGCGAUACAGUUGAUUUUCGCAUCCAAUAGACAAAAUGGCUGAUGUUCCAAAGCGUGAAGUUGAAAAUGUCGAAUUCGUUUUCGAAGUUAUGGGUUCCCCUGGUGAGGGUAUUGAUGCCGUCGAUCUAGGCGAUGCUCUCCGUGCUCUGAACUUGAACCCCACCUUGGCUCUCAUCGAGAAAAUGGGUGGCACCAAGAAGCGCAACGAGAAGAAGAUCAAGUUGGAUGAGUUCCUGCCCAUCUACUCACAGGUUAAGAAGGAGAAGGAACAGGGCUGCUAUGAGGACUUCAUUGAGUGCUUGAAACUGUACGACAAGGAGGAGAACGGCACCAUGAUGCUCGCUGAAUUGCACCACGCCCUGCUUGCUCUUGGAGAGUCUUUGGAAGAUGAACAAGUGGAGACUCUGUUCGCUGACUGCAUGGAUCCCGAGGAUGAUGAAGGCUUUAUCCCCUACUCUCAGUUCAUCCAGCGUUUGAUGAGCGAUCCAGUUGUCUUCGACUAAACACAUUCCUCGCCAGAAUGUGUGAAAGACCAGAUCAGCUAUAAAUAACUACCACCAAAUACCAUCAACUACAACAAAAAAAAAAACAACAACAACAACAACUACAAAAAUUUAUAGCAACAACCAUUCUCCAUAGAUGUUAUAUAUUCAUCGCUAACUCUCUCUAUCUCUCUCUCGUAUAUUAUUUUAAUUAAAUUUUACUUCUGCUACUACAACUGCAAAAUUGAACUUCAAGAUAAUAUUAUUUUUUAAAAAAUAAAAAAAAAUUUAAAUUAUAAAAAAUAAUGAAAAAAACAUAAAACUAAAAAGAAAGAACGAAAGUUUUUUUUUUUUGAUACAAAAAUCAUUUUGCUGUUCAUUUUUAUUUUGUUAUGUUUAGUUUUAUUUGCACUUUUUUUUUUGUUUGAAUAAAUAGCAAAAAAAGAAAUAGCUAGCCGAAGAAAAUUAAAGAAUAUUUACAGGAAGCAAACAUUUUACAAAUUGUCAAUACUUUUGUAAAUUUUAGAACAAUUGUAGGUGAAGUAAAAUAGUGUAGAGAAAAUUCUCAAUUCAUUCGGAAAAUGUAUUGAGGGCCGAUUGCGUUUGUAAUUUUGGCUCCCACUUUUUGUGCUUUUCCUCUUCGGGUUGGUUCACGAAAGUAAUUGUUCCUAAAGUCCAUUUUUUUAACCCACAACAGCAAUAAUUUUGGAAUAAAGUUAGGUGAAAUUUGUAUUAUUUUAAUCAAAA
Messenger RNA from Drosophila willistoni, 1248 nucleotides. RefSeq names its product myosin light chain alkali (gene Mlc1). Lineage: Eukaryota; Metazoa; Arthropoda; Insecta; Diptera; Drosophilidae. Gene Ontology annotation, cellular component: muscle myosin complex. The transcript is spliced from 6 exons. The coding region runs from base 55 to 522 and encodes 155 amino acids. Gene Ontology annotation, molecular function: calcium ion binding. The record is from RefSeq and is a predicted model, not a curated record.